AUGGCGUCAGAGGGAGCUCUUCCAACUGCACUCAAUAGAUCUAGGAGUAUUCCUUUCCCCGGUGUUGUGACCUGGGUAAGCCCAGAACAGCCCAACUACAUCAAGAUGUUGACAACCCUCCCUGAGAUGCAGAUUGCGGUCACUGAAGAUAUAGACCAAACUAUCAAACUGUGGGACUGUCACAACAGGGACGCUCUGGUGACUAACAAGCUGCUCUUUCCCUGUCAAACAGUGAAAGCUGUCUUUACAAAGUAUAGCCCGAUUGUCUUGGCAGGUGGUACCGAGAGUGACCUCUCCAUCUUUAGGAUUCCAGACUUACACCUCAUUUCCAAAGUCCAUGUAUUCCAAUACGGUAUUGAAGAACUCUACUGCUCUCCUCAGAAGAAAUGGGUCUUUCUGAGUAAGAAACACCCACAUAUCUUGCCAAAAGUAAGACACUUGGUAGCAAGUUUCGAGUUCCAAGAUAUCGAAGACAGCCUGGAAUGGAUGGGAGUCAGUGACAAGAACGUGAUUGUCUGUUCAACUCUAUCCUCUCUCUUGCUCUUUAGCAUGGAGGGCUGCCAUCUGCAGAGAUUUCAGUACUACCCAGAAGAGAUCUUGAGUCUAUGGGUGGACCCUGUUUAUGUCAUCGUCACCUUUAUUGAUGGCUCUUUGGAGGUGUACACAUGGGAGGAGAGAAGCCUGCUGCUCAGGAGGUGUUAUCGGCUGACAAACAGGAGACAUUUGACAUGGCAGUG
Grammomys surdaster is the source of this 737-nucleotide messenger RNA. Its product is annotated as F-box/WD repeat-containing protein 15-like. Lineage: Eukaryota; Metazoa; Chordata; Mammalia; Rodentia; Muridae. The record is from RefSeq and is a predicted model, not a curated record. Gene Ontology annotation, molecular function: protein binding. The annotation marks the transcript as partial. The transcript has 5 exons.